GAGAGGCGGGGCGGGGAGGGAAGAGAAGAAGCAGGGGAAGGGAAAGGGAGUGAGACGAGGGACAGACGCAGGCAGGAUAUCUGCACUGUCAGUUCGAACCUUUUUUUGUUUGUUUCUCCAAGCAAGCAAAGAGGAGUUAUCCAAAGAAGGGAGGAGGGAGGAUAGAAGGAAGACAAGGUAGCGAUGGACAGCGGAGAUCCUCACUCUGAGCCUUGGAUGGCCCGCAGGACGCUGGAGCCCAUGGAGUCGGUGCGACGGCCGCGUUAGGCUGCUCGCACGCAGCCUUCAGAUCUGUGGUGUCAUGCUUCCCGGUUAUGGAUUCUCUCCAUUUCCUGAUUUCCACCAUCCCACUUUGCACUGCAGCGACGACGGUCCCACCAUGUGGCUCCCGGGCAAGUCGGCGGCUCUGAUCUCUGACCCCCACGACGACGAGUCUCUCCCUCACCACAAACACGUGGCCGUGUGCCAGCAGGAGACUUUGACCUUCAUCGAUCUUCAGCCGUCAGGGAAAGCUCAACGGAAUGGAUGCGGCGGCUCUCCUGGCUCCACCUACGCCCAACCCCUCGACUCUUUUCGACACUCGGGUGAACUGAUUGACUGGGCGAAAAGCUACCUGGGCAAGGUGGAUGAACAGCUAACUUCCAAUUCUUGUCCUACCGAGAUCAAAUGCCAAAAUAGUCAUAAGACGUGUUUACUAGAACAUACUGAUGGAGCUGCAUCAGGGUGUCAUCCCCACCACAUCCCUCUUAGUCUCCCACUCUACACAAACAGAGACUCCUGGGACUCCCAGAUACCUUGCUCUCCAUCCCCACCUGAGGGUCCAGAUUUUCACAACUUGGACUCCUACCAAGCGCAGAGGCGAACAUCCCAAGGUUCGCUUAAAGAGAAGUCCAUUCGCCGUAAGAUGCAGGUUUAUUCUCCGGACAACCUCAGUGACGACUCUCUCAGCAGCCCCGUCCUGGAUGCCGACUUCCUCUUCCCUGUAACCUUCACGUCUUUCCUGGAGGAGGACCUCUGUGGACAAUCCUCACAAGAUACCAACACCAGCCCUUCGUCCACCGAAGCCACUCCGGACCUGCGUAACCUCAGUCCGGAUGAUAUUCUCCAUUUGCCAUCGGAGGAUUCACUUCCAGGCGUGAGAGAAGAUAGUCAGGACACGUCAAUGGUGGCAACGGCGGGCAGCAGUGUGCCACACAGUCGCCAAGCAGACCACGAGCGGCGCCGCUUCUCGGCUUCCGAAUUGAUUUCCAGACUCCAGCUGUCCCAAAAGAAGAAUUCCUUCACCUUGAAGCUGGGAAAGUCACUGUCAGCCCGAGUCGCCUCCAAGGACCGACAGAGUUUGAGCCCGGAUUAUAAGUCCAAUGCAAAACCACGGGGCUCCUACAAUGAUAGCGCCCCCCACAGUCCUGUAGGACCUGUACCGCCACUGCCCAGCAGUGACAAUGGAAUGCCAACGCAUUGGUGGAGCAGCAAACUUGGAAUGCGAAAGCGAUCCACCGAGGAAGACUUGUGCACGCCGCCCGUUGUGGCUUGCUCCAAUCGCUUAUCAAGGUUCUUGCCGAGUUCCAUCCUGUAUCAAGAAUACAGCGAUGUUGCCAUUAACAGAGAAAUCCAAAGGCAACAAGGCAAGGAGCCGGGCACGGACGAAGACGGCCUCAGAGACGAAGGUUCCGAUGGGACCCCGUCUCCAUCCAGUCUAUCUCCGUCCGGCUCCUUUUGCUCCUCGCGGGGUUCUGCUUUUGCCCUGUGGCAGGACAUCCCGGACGUGCGCUCCAGUGGUCAGCUGGACAACUUCAGCAAUGAGCAGAGAAAAUUACAGGAGGCCAAGUUUGAACUGGUGACAUCCGAGGCUUCAUACAUCCGAAGUUUGAGCAUCGCUGUGGAUCACUUCAUGCUGUCGCAGGAACUCUCCGAAUGUCUCGGAGCUCAGGACAAGCAGUGGCUCUUUUCCAAGCUGGCCGAAGUCAAAGAUGUCAGUGAGAGGUUCCUUCAGGACUUGGAGCACAGGUUGGAGGAAGAUAUACUGCGUUUUGACGUGUGUGACAUCGUUCUGGAUCACUGCCCGGCUUUGCGCAGGGUCUACUUACCUUAUGUAACCAACCAGGCUUACCAAGAGCAAACCUAUCAGCGUCUCCUGCAGGAGAAAGCUCGCUUUCCUUCCACUUUGGCCCGUCUGGAGGAGGACAGCGUUUGCCAGAGACUACCUCUGACCUCCUUUCUAAUCCUCCCAUUCCAGAGAAUCACUCGCCUUAAAAUGCUGGUGGAGAACAUCUUAAAGAGGACCACACCAGGCUCCAGAGAUGAGGACACUGCAACAAAGGCAUUCAAUGAGCUCAAAAAGAUCAUUAAGGAGUGCAACUCCAGCGUGCAGUCCAUGAAGAGGAUGGAGGAACUCAUCCACCUCAAUAAGAAAAUUCAGUUUGAGGGCAAGAUCUUUCCUCUGAUUUCUCAGUCUCGCUGGUUGGUGAAACACGGUGAACUUCUGGAAGUGGACACACAGACUAUGAGUAUUUCUGGAUCCAAACUCAAGCUGCCCACCAAGCCUGUGUAUUUGCACCUCUUCAAUGACUGCCUCCUACUGUCUCGGAGGAAAGACACAUGGAAGUUCUUGGUGUUUGUCCACGCCAAGAUAGGAGAGCUGAAAGUGAAGGAUUUGAGUCAGAAGCUGCAAGGCAUCACAGGUUUCAUCUUCCAUCUUCAGUUGUGCGAAGGACAGCAGCUCAAACAUCAGAUUUUGCUCAAAUCAAACUCUGAGAGCGGGAAGCAGCGAUGGAUCGCAGCCAUGUUUCCAUCCAAUCCUCUGGAAGACAUUGAGCAAGCCAGCGAAAACGAUGACAUAUCUCAGGUCCAGUGCAUUAGAAGCUAUCAGGCACAAGAACAUGAUGAGUUAACUCUGGAGAAAGCGGACAUUCUCCAUGCCAAGACCAUCACAAAUGACGGUUGGGUGGAAGGCAUCCGGCUGUCUGACGGGGAACGGGGCUGGUUCCCCAAACCCUACGUGGAGGAAAUCACCAGUCGCAGCGCACGUCUCCGCAACCUUCGAGAAAAUAUUCGCAUCAAAUGUGUCACGCAAAAACUGGAAGGAGAGGACUAGCCACUUGUGCAACUCCUGCAACUCCUCGAGUGAUCGACGUUUAUCACCCAAUGUGGAGGCCAGCGCGAGUAUUCCUCCCUUGCAUGCUGGAAAGACAAAUCGAACAGAACAAAGCUCUUAACACUUUAUACAAGAUAAGCGGAAAAUGACUCGCCGCUGACUCAAUCUGUAUUGUAACAUUACAACGUGACAAAGCUUUUCUUUCUUUGUUUACACUGUCUAAGCUCUGUUGUGGACUUGAACAUUUGAGUUCGAUAAAACGUGCGCACCACUGUCAUCAUCUGCAAGACCCA
Molecule: messenger RNA, 3387 nt
Organism: Syngnathus acus (greater pipefish)
Lineage: Eukaryota; Metazoa; Chordata; Actinopteri; Syngnathiformes; Syngnathidae
Gene: arhgef19
Product: Rho guanine nucleotide exchange factor (GEF) 19
Exons: 16
Coding region: 302-3094 (930 amino acids)
Biological process (GO): activation of GTPase activity; regulation of actin cytoskeleton organization
Molecular function (GO): guanyl-nucleotide exchange factor activity; protein binding
Source: RefSeq, a predicted model, not a curated record